Molecule: messenger RNA, 4915 nt
Organism: Betta splendens (Siamese fighting fish)
Lineage: Eukaryota; Metazoa; Chordata; Actinopteri; Anabantiformes; Osphronemidae
Product: titin-like
Exons: 19
Coding region: 468-3917 (1149 amino acids)
Biological process (GO): cell surface receptor signaling pathway
Molecular function (GO): transmembrane signaling receptor activity
Source: RefSeq, a predicted model, not a curated record
CACAUGCACGGCGCAGAAACGCGAUGGUGAUUAAAUACAGGUUUAUUCGAUGAUGCAGGGUCAGACGGUCCAGGUCAUACACAGUUCGUUCAAUGAGGCAAUACACAAGGGAGCAGGCAAUCUCUGAGUCAAGGUCCAGGCAGGGUUCGGUACACAAGCAGGCUCGGCAAAAGUACAGACAAGGAUCAGGCAAACUCACGGUCAGGUUAUCAGGCACGGGUCUCUCACAGGUAGCAGGAUAUACAGGGUUCAGGCAAGAAUCAAGGGUCAAGGCGAUCAAGGUCAAAACACGAGUGGCUCACAAGAGAAUGCUGGAAAGAGUACAUAAACUAACAAUCUGGCGACUGGGGUAGGUGAGAGGUGGAGGUUAAAUACAGGUGCUGAUUACUGAUGGGUAACAGGUGUGGAUACUGGGAACCGGAGAGUGACAGGAAGUUAACAAAAUAAAACAGGAUGUGCCAGAUGACAUGAAUCAUGACACUGUGUUGACCCUUGAACCCAACUGGUCCACAUUUGUUCCUGGAGAUUCUGUGACCUUCACAUGUGACAUGAAGGAGGGAGAAAACACUGACUGGGAAAUUAGAUUCAUCAAAGAUGGACGAGAUUAUUAUCAUUAUGGUUCAGGUCUAACAUUAAAUCCUCUAGUUACAGGAGACAGUGGUAAAUACCAGUGCGCUGGUCACCACAAGAUUAAUAGUCAUUCAAAAACCAGUAAACCAAUCUAUUUAACUGUAUCAGCAGAACCACCCAAAGCCAGACUGACUGCAGGUCCAUCAACAAUAUCAGUAGGAGACAGCGUGAGACUGAGCUGCUCUGUGGACGGUUCUGAUGGAUGGAAAUACGAGUGGUUCAGACAGACGUCAAACACUUAUGUGACACCAGCAGCUGAUGGAGACAACAGAGAAAUCAGAGUCUCACAAGGAGGCGUCUACGCGUGCGUAGGAAGAAGAGGAGAACCAGCUUUCGACACUCAAUACAGUGAAUAUGUCACCAUCAAGAUAACUUAUUCUAAUUAUGUGUCUGUGAGCCUACAACUGGACUGGACUCAGGUGAUCAGAGGUCAGAUCACUGUUAGAUGUGAGAUCCAGGGAGGUGGAGACACUCAGUGGGUUUAUGACUGGGAAACAACCAGUGGACAAACAAUCACACAGAGAACAUACACUAAUUACUGGACAGUGUCUGCGUUCAGCAGUGGAGGCUACAGGUGCAGAGGAACAAACAGACAGGACUCAGAUUCUUCAACACGGUGGAGUGAAGCUGCUGCACUGACAGUAUCAGGUGCUGUGUUGACCUUUGACCCCAUCAGGUCAAGGUAUUUUACUGGAGAGUCUGUGACCUUCACAUGUGACAUGAAGGACGACAAACGCACUGAGUGGGAAACCAGACUCAUCAAAGAUGGAGAAGAAAUAGCUUCAUAUAGUGGAUACAGAAUAAAAGCUCUGUCUACAGAAGACAGUGGUAGAUACCAGUGUUUUAGAGUCCACAGGAAAACAAAUCACAUAAAAAACAGUGGAACCAUUGAGUUAAUUGUAUCAGAUAAACCCAGAGCCUCACUGACAUCAGACAACACAGUCAUAGCAGCAGGAGGCAGCGUGAAACUGAGCUGCUCUGUGGACGGUUCUGAUGGAUGGAAAUACGACUGGUUCAGAUCAGCAGCUCUGAUCAGAACAAACACUGAAUCUAACAGUAUCAGAAUCACAGAUGGAGGCAACUAUUACUGCAGAGGAGGAAGAGGAAACCCAGUUUACUACACACAGAACAGUGUCUCAGUCACUGUUGAGGAAAGAGUUUCCAACAAGGCUGCUGUAAAAAGGCAGCAUGACUGGCCUGAGAUAUUCAAAGGAGAGGAGAUCACUCUGACAUGUGAGAUCCAGGCUGGAGGAGACACUGAGUGGGAAUAUGAAUGGACCCAAGGCAACGUAAGAAGAACUGCAGAUGGGAGGAAACUCUGGGUUUUCACUGCUUCUGGUUCCAGUAGUGGAGACUACAAGUGUAGGGGUCGACAGAAAACCAACAGUUAUUCCUCAACAGCAUGGAGUGAUCCUCUACGUUUGACAGUAACAGCAUCAAAACCAAAAGCUGAACUGAGAAGUGAUGAGACAGACAUCCCAGUAGGGGGCAGUGUGACGCUGGGCUGCUCUGUGACGUCAUCAUCUGGUUGGAAAUAUUACUGGUACAGAGACAAAUCCUCUGAGGUCCUGAUCACACAAGAUGGUGAAACCAGUGUCUCUCAGGAAGGACUGUACUGGUGCAGAGGAGGAAGAGGAAACCCAGUUUACUACACACAGUACAGUGACUCAGUGAGGAUCAACAAAAAUGUCCCAAACAAGGUGGUCGUGACUCUUCAUCCCAACUGGACUCAGUUGUUCAGUGGAGAGACGAUCACUGUCAGAUGUGAGAUUGAGGACAGAGGAGACACUGAGUGGGAAUAUGAAUGGAAAACACCAAGAACAACAAACACACAACAGAAUGAAGUCAACAUCACCUCAGCUUCUUCAUCCCACAGUGGAAACUACAGCUGUAGAGGCAGAAUGAGAAACGCUCAACAUGACACAACAGAGUGGAGUCAAUCCAUCAGACUGACAGUCAGUUACAAUAAAGCCCAGUGUGUCCUCACAGCGUCUCCAUCUUGGCUGAGUCCUGGAGCCUCAGUAGCUCUGAGCUGUGAGGUUGAGCCUCCAUCUGCAGGAUGGAGGUUCUACUGGUACCAGACUGUUCCUGAUGGCUCACACAGCUCCUACAGAUAUGAGCUGCUACCUGGUAGUGAGCAUGGGACUGAACAGGGCUCCUACAUGCUUGAUGGACACACACACACAGCAGGAUAUGUGUGUAGAGCUGCAAGAGGAGAACCAGUGUAUUACACUGACUACAGCAAAGCAGCAUUCGUCUGGUCUGGAGAUGUUGAUCCGUCAGCGUCUCUCACAGUGAGUCCUGACAUAGUUCAACACUUCACCCGUGACUCUGUGUCACUGAGCUGUGAGGGAAACUCUACUGAGUGGAGAGUCAGGAGGUUUCCUGAAGGAGGCUUCCUGUCAUCCUGCUCCUACUGGACAACAUCUGGAUCCAGAUGUGACAUCAUCACAUCACAGUCUGGUUCUGCAGUGUUCUGGUGUGAGUCUGGAUCAGGACACUUCAGUAACUCAGUCAACAUCACUGUUCAUGAUGUAGGUCCAGGUUUGAUCCUGAUGAGUCCUGUCCGUCCUGUGACUGAGGGACUCUCUGUGAGUCUGAGCUGUAAGUUGAAGACAGGACAAAAACCUUCCAGUGUGUUUUUCUAUCACAAUGAGCAACUGAUCCAAAACGACAGCAGAGUAGAGCUGAACAUCUCUGCAGUGUCAAAGUCACAUGAAGGUUUCUACAAGUGUUGGUCCCAAGGAAGAGAGUCUCCACAGAGCUGGAUGGCAGUGAACGCUUCGAAGUCAAGCAAUGGACAUAUUCCUGUGAUGUUGGUUGUUGGACUGGUUUGUGGAGUCGGUCUGCUUCUUCUUCUUCUGCUCCUUUUAUGUCGUUUCAGACGGUCCAAGGGUUCAUGUUACAUCAGGCCAACUCAUUCAGGAACCGUAUGGACCUCCAACACCACUCCCAGUGUCAGCCAGAAUCAAAACCAACCUGAAACUGGUAUCUAUGAAUCUGUGAAUGACUCUGAAAACACUGGAAAAGAUGUUUCAGAUGUCACAUAUUCUGUCAUUGAACUGAAAUCCUUUGAACAGAACAGAAGGCAGCAUAAACCAGCAGAGAGCCCAGUCUACUCUGACCUGAAGAUACGACCUGCAGACGAUGCUCUGCUCUACGUCCAGGUCAAACACAAAGACAAGAGAAAGAGGGUCAAAGGAAAACCUUGUGCUGCAGCCACUGAUGAGCUUCUUUAUUCUCAGGUCAAACCUGGAACAUCUUUUAGCAGCAAUGCAGCCAUGUAGCUUAGUACGACCACUUAUUCUGCAGAUGUGAUGCAUCGGUAGAACUCAUGUAAAGUAAAGUAGUUAAAUAACGAAUUGUCAGAUCUUUGAUCAGUCCAUGUUGUUGUUUUCCUUUAAUUCUGUAAAUAACACCAAAUGUUUCUGAACAAUUUAAGAAAAAAAAUUAUAAUGUAUCCUAUAUAUACACACAUGCACACUGAGGUGAUGGGUAAUUCCACCAUGGAUUGACCAGAUAUUGCACAAGGUAAAAGUUUGCCCAAACAUUUGUAUGGUGACCACAGUAUAAGGUGAAAUCCAUUAACUAUAGUCUAAGGUACUGACACAGAGCUGCACAGGUUCAGCUUCAUUAGGAUCAUGUGUAUUUAGUUAGUUUAAUGUUGGUUGUUACAUUAUGUAAAUCACUGUGUGUGGUUUAUGAUGCAUUGGAGGAAUUUUACCCUUAGUCUUCACCAGCUUUAGUUCAGUCUGGCUGAACAUUAACACGGUCUUGUCUGUUUUUGCUGUGUGUGUCAUGUUUCACGCCAUGUCUUGUUGUCACGCCACGUCCUGUUUUAUUUUGUUAACUUCCUGUUUCAGUCAGCUGUCACUUACCGGUUCCCAGUAUCCACACCUGUCAGUAAUUAAGUAAUCACCUACAAGUAUAUAGCAUCCACCUCGCACAGACUCAAGCCGUCAGAUUGUCGAGUUUCUUAAGUCCCGAACUUCUUUCCAGCGAUUCAUGUAUAGCCUCUUGUGUUUUGACCCUGAUUGCCUUGACCAUUGUAUCCUGCCUGAACCUCGUCUGUACCGUAGUCUGUGAAAGAACCGUGACUGACCAUCUGACCGUGAGUUUGCUUAAUCCUUGCCUGUACCUUCACCGAGACCUCCUGUGUACCGAAUCUUGCCUGAUUACUGGACUAGAGAUUGCCUGCUCCCCUUUGUACUUCAUUACUGAGCCUUUGUGUAUGACCUGGACCGUCUGACCCUGCCUUGCAAAAUAAACCUGUGUUUAACCAUCA